Messenger RNA from Zingiber officinale, 688 nucleotides. Its product is annotated as protein RGF1 INDUCIBLE TRANSCRIPTION FACTOR 1-like. The coding region runs from base 16 to 645 and encodes 209 amino acids. The record is from RefSeq and is a predicted model, not a curated record. The transcript is spliced from 3 exons. Lineage: Eukaryota; Viridiplantae; Streptophyta; Magnoliopsida; Zingiberales; Zingiberaceae.
UAUUUUGGACAGAAGAUGAGUCCGAUGCUUCGAUUGCCGCAGUGGCUGCCGCCGCUCCUGCAGACGAGCUUCUUCACGCACUGCGAAGUCCACGGCGACUCCAACAAGACCGAGUGCAACAUGUACUGCUUGGACUGCGCCGGCGACGCGCUCUGUUCUUAUUGCCUCCCAGACCACAAGGAUCACCAACUCGUUCAGAUUCGGAGGUCGUCUUAUCACAAUGUGAUUAGGGUAUCGGAAGUGUCGAAGUUGAUAGACAUCUCCUCGAUCCAGACCUACACCAUCAACAGCGCCAAGAUCGUGUUCCUCAAUGAGCGGCCUCAGCAGAGGCCCGGGAAGGGCGUGAUCAACAGCUGCGAGAACUGCGGCCGCGGCCUCUUGGAUUCCUUCCGCUUCUGCUCCAUUGGCUGCAAGCUCGAAGGAAUGCGGACGGACCCGGAGUUGAGCUUCGCGGUCCGCCCGAAACCCGGUCGCGAGUGGAUGCGAGGAUCCGAAUCCGACGAGUCGGUGUCGUCGCAGAGGAAGACGCCGGUACCUCUAGUCUCCGGUGGCAAUGAUGGCAGCGGGAGCGUUUCUUCGGAGACUACUGCCCCGUGCCGGCCGAGGUCCCGACGAAAAGGCAUACCCCAUCGAUCUCCAUUCUGAUUACAUUCGUGGACAUUAAUGUAGGAAUGCAUUGAAGUUUAAG